This is a messenger RNA of Thunnus maccoyii (southern bluefin tuna), 1371 nucleotides long. It is a transcript of the gene galm, whose product is annotated as galactose mutarotase. Lineage: Eukaryota; Metazoa; Chordata; Actinopteri; Scombriformes; Scombridae. Gene Ontology annotation, molecular function: carbohydrate binding; aldose 1-epimerase activity. Bases 168 to 1202 code for a protein of 344 amino acids. The transcript is spliced from 9 exons. The record is from RefSeq and is a predicted model, not a curated record. Gene Ontology annotation, biological process: beta-D-galactose catabolic process via UDP-galactose, Leloir pathway; glucose metabolic process.
UGGUGUUGCCGUACUUUGCUAUCCAAGAUGGUGUACGCGCUGGCUUGCGCAACCUGUACUCUUGUCAGGCAGCAACUCAGAUCGGGCAGCGACAGUGUAUAUCCAUGGUGUAAACAUUGUCGAGGUGCACAGUCUUCUGACUUGAUAAAGUGUUGUGAGGGUUCAAGAUGACUCAGGUAAGCCAUCAGCAGUGGGGAGAGGUGUCUAGCCUGGGCAGUGUGGACCUUUGGAUCCUCCAGUCUUCCCAGGUGCGGGUGGAGGUCCUCACCCUGGGUGCAAUUAUCAGGUCUGUGUGCAGCAGAGGGAAGCACGGGCAGAUGGAAGAUGUGGUCUUGGGCUAUGAUGACCUGGAAGGUUAUGUGUCAGAUAAGAGGUAUCUUGGAGCUGUGGUGGGCCGUGUGGCCAACAGGAUCGCACGUGGACACUUUGUAGUGGAGGGAAAAGACUACCAACUAGAUAUCAACAAUGGACCUAAUGCACUGCAUGGAGGGCUCCGAGGCUUCAAUAAGGCUAUCUGGCUUGCUACAGCAGUGGAAAGUGGUGUACAGUUGAGUCUUACCAGUCCAGAUGGAGACCAGGGUUAUCCUGGAGAGGUGCAGGUCUCGGUCACCUACACUCUACAGGGGGAAACUCUGACUGCUGAAUACCAAGCCCGGUCCACUAAAACCACCCCUAUUAACCUCACCAACCACUCAUACUUCAACCUGGCAGGACAGGGUGCAGCAGACAUCUAUGACCAUGAAGUGUCCAUCAGUGCUCAGUCUUACCUGCCAGUGGAUGACACAUCGAUUCCUACAGGAGAGAUCAGAGCAGUGGAAGGAUCACCCUUUGACCUAAGAAAGCCUGUUCUGAUAGGCUCUCGGCUAAAGGUAAUUCCAGGUCCGGGAUUUGACCACAACUUUUGUCUGUCAUCACCUGGAGACCCCUGGACAAGGAAACAUGCUGCCAGGGUGUGUCACCCAGCCAGUGGGCGUGUCCUGGAGGUUUCAACUAGCCAACCAGGGGUCCAGUUCUACACAGCCAACUUCCUGGAUGGCUCCAUAACAGGAAAGGGCGGGGCUAGGUACAGGAAGCACAGCUCCUUCUGUCUGGAGACCCAGAAUUGGCCUGAUGCUGUCAACCAGGCUUCAUUUCCUGACUGUCUUCUGCGUCCUGGUGAGGAAUACCGACACAUCACUUGCUUCAUCUUCACCACUGUCUGAUCUUAAGGACACAACUCUGUCUACCAUCUGUGUCACUGGGAAGAAAAUAACUAGUUUAUGCCAUACUUUAUUAACUGAACAAAAAUGGAUGCUUAUUAAUUAGAUUAAUUGAGAAAAAGCUUCUCACUUGAGCUGUCAAUCAAUUUUAUAAAAAGUUUAUGGCAUCAGA